AUGAACGGCAUCCGCACCGCUGCGUCAUCGGCGGAGAAUGUCUCGGACCACACCCAACCAAGCAACAGCAGUAGCGAUGUAGAGAAGGACCCGCUGCCAUCCGACGGGCUCGAGCCGACGAGGAGCGGCAGCUUAUACUUCUCCUCAACCAUUUCGCUUCCUCGCGAGAUCUUGCUCGUCACUGUCGUCUGCUGCGCCCAGCUGACAACACAAGCCGGUCUUGGUCAAGUUUUGGGCAUUCUCAAAAUCAUCGCUGAUGACUUCGAUAUCCACUCGCCAGGCGAGGAGUCAUGGCUGAUAGCGGCCUACAGUCUGACUGUUGGCUCCUUCAUCCUGAUCUCAGGGCGUCUCGGUGAUGUCUUUGGCUACAAGAAGAUGCUGAUCAUUGGCUACCUCUGGUACUCUCUGUGGUCUUUGGUCUGCGGCCUGUCCGUCUACCGCGGCUCAUUCAUGUUCACCUUUGCCCGAGCGCUGCAGGGCAUUGGUCCUUCGAUCCUGCUGCCCAACGGUCUUGCUGUCCUCGGCGCCUCUUAUCCCUCGGGCCACCGCAAAAACAUGGUCUUCUCCUUGUUUGGUGCCUGCGCACCGGGCGGCUGUAUCCUGGGCGCGGCCCUCGCUGGCGUCUUUGCCGAGUUUGCCUGGUGGCCAUGGACGUUCUUUGUCUUCUCUAUUGGCCUGCUAAUCCUCGCCAUCCUCGCGAUCUACGUGGUGCCUGCGAUCCCGCCGUACAAGGAUCCCAAGACGCUCACCUUCAAGGAACUCAUCGUUGAGACGGACAUUAUUGCGGGCAUGGCCGGGGUCACCGGGCUGAUUCUUAUCAACGUCGCAUGGAACCAAGCGCCGAUCGCGGGCUGGACCACGCCCUAUGUCUACGUCUUACUUAUCCUUGGCUUUCUGGUCUUGUCGGCGUUCUUAUACGUCGAGUUCUACCAGUCCAAGCACCCGCUGCUCCCCCUCCACGUCCUCAACUCCAACGUCGGCUUCGUCCUGACCUGCAUGGCCUUUGGCUGGGGCUGCUUCGGCAUCUGGUCCUACUACGUGUGGAUCUUCUGCUCGCGCGUGCUCGAGCUGUCGCCGCUCCUCGUCAUUGCGUGGUUCAGCCCCGUCGUCGUGGCCGGUGCCGUCGCCGCCGUCUGCACGGGUCUUGUCCUCGGCCGGAUCGGCCCGGCAUGGACGAUGCUGGUCGCCAUGAGUGCCUUCCUGACCGGCUCGGCGCUCUUCGCCUUCCGCCCAACCGAGCAGAUCUACUGGGCCCAGAUGUUCCUCUGCACCAUCAUCACCCCCUGGGGCAUGGACAUGAGCUUCCCUGCGGCGACCCUCAUCCUGAGCGACUCGGUCCCGCGGCAGCACCAGGGUGUCGCCGCCAGUCUCGUCAACACCGUCGUCAACUACAGCAUCUCCCUCGCGCUCGGCUUCGCGGGCACUGCGGAGGUGUACCUGAGCCGCGGCACCUCGACCAAGGAGGACCUCGAGCACGGAUACCGCGUCGCGCUGUAUUUGGGCGUCGGACUCGCGGGGCUUGGGUGGCUGACCAGCAUAACAUUUCUGGCCAAGACCUCUAUGAGUAGGAGGAGGACAAAAGAUUAG
This is a messenger RNA of Microdochium trichocladiopsis, 1587 nucleotides long. Its product is annotated as major facilitator superfamily-domain-containing protein. Gene Ontology annotation, cellular component: membrane. The transcript is spliced from 2 exons. Bases 1 to 1587 code for a protein of 528 amino acids. Gene Ontology annotation, molecular function: transmembrane transporter activity. The record is from RefSeq and is a predicted model, not a curated record. Gene Ontology annotation, biological process: transmembrane transport. NCBI's taxonomy places the organism in Eukaryota, Fungi, Ascomycota, Sordariomycetes, Xylariales, Microdochiaceae.